AUGUCAAGUAACCCGCGUCAAUCUGCUGAACCACCCCGUGGUAAUGGUGAUAAUGCAAACUUAAAACCUGUUCAAGUGAAGCUAGUGCUGCUUGGUAAGUUUACACCAUCGGAAGCAUCUUAUUUAAAUAAAUUAGUCGCAUUAACACACAAACUUUUCUUGUUACAAACAGGCGAAGCCGCUGUUGGUAAAUCUAGCUUAGUGCUUAGGUUUGUAAAUGAUGAAUUCCAAGAAAACAAAGAGCCAACUAUUGGUGCCGCUUUCUUAACGCAAAAGUGUCGUUUAGAAGAUAAAGUGAUCAAAUUCGAAAUCUGGGAUACCGCUGGUCAGGAAAGAUUCCAUUCUCUGGCUCCAAUGUAUUAUCGAAACGCUCAGGCAGCUGUAGUUGUUUAUGAUGUAACAAAAGCCGCCUCGCUUGAUAAAGCUAAAUCUUGGGUAAAGGAAUUGCAACGCCAGGCAAAUCCAAACAUUGUUAUUGCACUUGCAGGAAACAAAAUAGAUCUCGUUCAACCAGUUGAUGAUGGCGAAGAAGAUCCGGUGGAAAGUGGGAGACAAGUUCCUACUGAAGAGGCUAAAGCUUACGCCCUUGAGGCUGGUUUGUUAUUUUUCGAGACUAGCGCAAAGAAAGGCGAUGGUGUGCGGGACGUUUUCACAGAAAUUGCCAAGAAGAUUCCUCUUGAGCAUCUUAUUAGCCGCCCACGUCAAGUAGGUAAUAAUGGCAACCCGAUAAGCGUAAUUCCAUCUGUGCCGAAUAGACAAAAUGGAAGUAAUAAUCCUUCCGGAUGUAGCUGUUAA
Molecule: messenger RNA, 795 nt
Organism: Cetraspora pellucida
Lineage: Eukaryota; Fungi; Glomeromycota; Glomeromycetes; Diversisporales; Gigasporaceae
Source: the annotation of a GenBank genome assembly